This is a messenger RNA of Gamsiella multidivaricata, 1365 nucleotides long. RefSeq lists its product as uncharacterized. The record is from RefSeq and is a predicted model, not a curated record. Lineage: Eukaryota; Fungi; Mortierellomycota; Mortierellomycetes; Mortierellales; Mortierellaceae. The transcript is spliced from 2 exons. Bases 1 to 1365 code for a protein of 454 amino acids.
AUGCUGACCAACUUUGACACCAUCACCAACGAGCAUCACGGGCGGGUAUCCUCACCCUUGCCCAUGUCCGCCGUGUAUAACAAGGAGCACUUCAUUUCCCAGUUCAUCUCCCUCCACCACGAAAGCACACAGCCAACAAUGAUCCACCAGCUUCUUAGCGCAGGGUUGCCCCACACCUUUUCAGAGUUCUGGAUUCUCUAUGACGAUUACAAUCGACCUGUUGCAUGUGUCGGCGCUAACACUGUCAUCUCAAACAUUUCCGCGGGCUACAUCGGCCUCUUUGAGGCCAAAACCGAGCAAGCUGGAACAGCCGUACUCAAGGCAGCGACUGAAUGGUUGAAACGAGGAGGCCUAAACGAGUUCGAACCGGUCCAUCAGAUCAUUGGACCAGUCAACAUGACAACUUGGCUGCAGUAUCGACUUCGGGUCGACACCGAUCCGCAGCCCUCAAUGUCGUUCGAGCCCAGACAUCCAGAGUUCUACCAGGCGUGCUUUGCGCAGGCCGGCUUCACCAAGGCUGCGGACUAUUACUCAGCCUUCUUUGACAUGGACCAGCUACUCGAAAACUAUUACAAAUAUGUCCAUGGCGAUACUCUCGAAAAGCUAGGACUUCUUCUGCAGCCAUGGAAUACAUUGGAUUUUCCUGCAUCGCUCAAUCCCGAGAGACACCCUGACCUUACGCCUCAAGACAACGUCGCAAAGCGCGUUUACGACCUCAGCCUUGAGCUGUUCCGAGGAAAAGAAUUCUUUGACGACACCUUCUCUCGAAUGAACCACCGCCAGGUUGUCUUGAACGAUAUGAUCUCGCGUCCUGAAGUCGACAACGCCUCUUUGAUGGAUCUCUCAACAUUUGUGGUUGACUCGAUGACGGGAGAGGAUAUCGGGUACGUGGCUUGCUGGGUCGAGAACAAUGAAACCCUGGUCAUCAAGACACUUGGCUUUCUAUCCAAGGCCAGAAAGACCAAGGCGUUUGCAGUCAGCAUCCUGGAGAUAGCACAGAGAGCCAAGGAUCGUUGGGCUUGCACCAAAGUCGUAUGCGCCCUCAUGAACAGCAAUACUGUGCUUUCGGCGGAAAGGGUUGCAGGAAAGAGCCUACGACACGUCUAUCGGCUCUACAUUCACCAACAACCCAAGCCAACAAUGGUUCGCCAAAGCAACCAGGAAAGUUAUCACGGACACAUUCAGGAUGAACGGCGCCUGCAGGACAAACUCCCUCUAAUUCAAUCGACGGUAGCCGCAUUCACAUCCACAUCUCCGACUUCAGCACUAGUGAAUGCCGAGCCAAGGUCGAGCCAUCUAGAAGCGAAGCAGCGGCUAAAGGAUAUUGCUCAACGGUCGAGAGGUCGAGCUACGGCCCGCCUUUAA